AUGGACAUGCCCACGCCGCCUGAAGACCAGGAGCUGAGGAACGUCAUCGACAAACUGGCCCAGUUCGUCGCCCGCAAUGGUCCCGAGUUUGAGAAGAUGACCAUGGAGAAGCAGAAGGACAACAACAAGUUCUCCUUUCUCUUCGGGGGAGAUUACUUCACCUACUACAAGUACAGACUGGCCAUGGAGCAGCAGCCACAUGCCUCUGCUCAUGAUGUGGAGGACUUGAAAUCACAAGAAAUGUACAACCCUGGGACCAAAGACUGUGAGCUUCCUCCUGGCACCAGCCCCUUCUUGGCCCCACCAGGGGCUCCUCCCCUUGGAGCUCCUCCCCUUGGAGCUCCUCCCCUAGGGGCUCCUCCCCUUGGAGCUCCCCCCCCAGGGGCCCCACCUAUUGAGGAGCUGAUCCAGCAGAGCCUGUGGAACCUGCAGCAGCAGGAGCAGCACCUCAGUUCCCUCCGACAGGAGCAGGUGACCGCUGCCAUUGCGUUGGCCGUGGAGCAGCAAACCCAGAAGCUGCUGCAGGAGACACAGCUGGACAUGGACGAGUUCGACAGCGUCCUGCAGCCCAUCAUCGACAUGUGCACGAAGGACGCCAUCUCUGUUGGAAAGAACUGGAUGUUCACCAACGCCAAGGGCCCCCAGCACUGUGAGCUGAUGACAUCACACCUGAGGAACCGCAUCACCGCCGACGGAGCGCACUUCGAGCUGCGCCUGCACCUCAUCUACUUGACCAACGACGUGCUGCACCACUGUCAGAGGAAGCAUCAGAAGGACCUGCUGGCCGCUCUGCAGAAGGUGGUGGUGCCCAUCUACUGCACCAGCUUCUUGGCCGUGGAGGAGGACAAGCAGCAGAAGAUCACCAGGUUACUACAACUUUGGGAGAAGAACGGUUACUUUAAUGAAGAGACCAUUCAGCAGCUUCAGAACCCGGCGCUGGGCCUGGGCCAGUACCAGGCCUCUCUGAUCACGGAGUACGCUGGCGUGGUGCAGCCCAUCCAGGUGGCCUUCCAGCAGCAGGUGCAGGCGCUCAAGGCCCAGCAUGACGAGUUUGUGGCCAGCCUGAAGAAGCAGCACCAGCCUCCUCAUCCCCAGCCCACCCCCACACAGAUCCCACUGCUGGAGGCAGACAAGCCCCCUGGAAUCACCCCACAAGCCCCAGAAGGGAAAGCCAUCCUCCCUAACCCCGCCCCCAGAGAUCUGGAGUCGGUCCCUCCACACUCGCAGGAGCCCCCCUCUGGUGAACAGGGUCCAAACAAGCCCUCGUGGUACGACCCGCAGCACAUGGGCCCCUGGAACCCCAACCAGCCGCCCCCCUUUGACCCUAACCAGCCGCCGCCAUGCCCGCCCUGGGGCAGCCAUGAGGGCAUGUGGAAUGAGCAAAGGGACCCUGGCAGCUGGAGUGGAGGCCCUCCCAGAGAUGAAGGCCCCUGGAACGGCCCCGGAGGGUCAGAGUCAGGACCCCCUGCCUGGAACUCCUUCGACUCACCAGGAAACUGGGGCAAUCAGCCGGAGCAGCCACCAUGGGGCCAGCGGGAGCCCCCCUUCACUCCACGUAUGCAGAGACCCCCACACUUCAGAGGGCCGUUCCCCCCUCACCAGCAGCCGCCUCCCUUUAACCAGCCGCCUCCUCCGCACAACUUUGGCCGCUUCCCUCCGCGCUUCAUGCAGGACGAGUUUCCUCCCAGGCAUCCGUACGACCGGCCGCCCUACCCCCCGCCCCGCUUCGACUACCCCCAGGACUUCCCCGGAGACAUGCCAGGUCCACCCCCGCACCACCACCCCAACCAGAGGAUGCCUCCCAGUGGGAUUGGGGGUGAGCGGCCUCCCUGGGGCGGGGGACAGCAGCACCCAGACUUCGGCCCUCCUCCCCCACAUGGCUUUAACGGUCACUCUCCACAUGUACGCCACCGACAGCCCCUGAUCCAGGACGACCCCAGCCUGGUCCCCAACGUCCCCUACUUCGACCUCCCCGCUGGUCUCAUGGCUCCACUGGUCAAGCUGGAGGAAUAUGACUACAAGCCGCUGGACCCCAAAGACAUCCGGCUGCCUCCUCCCAUGCCGCCCAGUGACCGGCUGCUGGCUGCUGUGGAGGCCUUCUACAGCCCCCCGUCCCACGACCGCCCACGGAACAGUGAGGGCUGGGAGCAGAACGGCCUGUACGAGUUCUUCAGAGCUAAGAUGAGGGCGCGUAGGAAGAAGGAGCAGGAAAAAAACAGCUCCCGUGGAGACAGCCGCUCCCACAGCAGAGGCCGGUCGUCCUCUCGCUCCAGCUCACACUCGUCCAAGUCGUCUCGCUCCAGGUCCCGCUCGUCCAGGAGCGGCUCGCGUUCCUCAGGCAGCUCCAGGUCUCGAAGCAGGUCACGAUCGUCCCGGUCCAGAUCUGGCUCUAGGUCUCGCUCACGGUCCCCAGUCAAACGCAGAGGAGCCACCAAGUCUCCGCCAUCCGUGCCCGCUGGGGGGGCCCCUCCUGCCCCCAAACUCCCCCCAGACCCCAGACUCGGAGAAGAGAACAAGGGCCACCAGCUGCUCAUGAAGAUGGGCUGGAGCGGCUCCGGAGGACUGGGGGCCAAAGAGCAGGGCAUCCAGGACCCCAUCAAGGGAGGAGAUGUGCGCGACAAGUGGGACCAGUACAAAGGCGUGGGCGUGUCUCUGGACGAUCCCUACGAGAACUACAGAAGGAACAAGAGCUACAACUUUGUGGCCCGCAUGAAGGCGCGCGAGGAAGUGAAUCGGGAACCCCCAGAAGCGCCGCCAACAGACUGA
Knipowitschia caucasica is the source of this 2766-nucleotide messenger RNA. The record is from the annotation of a GenBank genome assembly. Lineage: Eukaryota; Metazoa; Chordata; Actinopteri; Gobiiformes; Gobiidae.